AUGAUGUCUGCGAUCAGGGGGGAGUCUGCCAAGACGAUAAUACUAAGAGACAAGUAUGAGGGUCAAUGGAAGAAUAACAAAGCCCACGGGAAGGGCCGCUUCACGCAUGCAGAUGGUUCUUACUAUGACGGGGACUGGGUGUAUGAUGCGCAGGAGGGUUUUGGUGUAGAGAGAUGGGCGGACGGCAGCAGCUACAGGGGAGAAUAUAAAAAAGGAAAGAAAGAGGGAGAGGGAGAGUUUAUAUGGGGGGAUGGUAGUGUUUAUAAAGGCCAGUGGGUUCACAACCACAUGGAGGGACACGGAAAGAUGCUGCUUGCCGAUGGCCGGCUGUACGAGGGUGGUUACCGCAACGAUAAGAAACACGGCGCAGGCCAGUGGGUUCACAACCACAUGGAGGGGAGCAGCGGUGUCUCUGAACAGCAGCAGCAGCAGCAGCAGCAGCAGCAGCAGCAGCAACCGCAGCAGCAGCAGCAGCAGCAGCAGCAGCAGGAGAAACAAACAACGAAAAAAACAGAAGCAACACACAACAGAUGGAGAAGAGAAAAAUCAAAAAAAAAACAAAAAGAUGAAGACAGCCAGGGAGCAGCAUCACCCCCAGCUGCUGAUGCUGCAGAAGCAGCUGCUGCUGCUGCUGCAGCAGGAACAGCAGCAGCAACAGCAGCAGCAGCAGCAGCAUCACCUGAUGCUAGUCCACCGCAGCAGCAGCAGCAGCAGCAGCAGCAGCAGCAGCAGCAGCAGCAGCAGCAGCAGCAGCAGGAGAAACAAACAACGAAAAAAACAGAAACAUCACCCCCAGCUGCUGAUGCUGCAGAAGCAGCUGCUGCUGCUGCUGCAGCAGGAACAGCAGCAGCAGCAGGAGCAGCAGCAGCAGCAGCAUCACCUGAUGCUAGUCCACCAAAUCCGCCAAAAAAGAAGAAAGGGUUUUCUUUAUUUGGAAAGAAGUAA
Molecule: messenger RNA, 945 nt
Organism: Eimeria mitis
Lineage: Eukaryota; Apicomplexa; Conoidasida; Eucoccidiorida; Eimeriidae
Product: MORN repeat-containing protein, putative
Exons: 10
Coding region: 1-945 (314 amino acids)
Cellular component (GO): cytosol
Source: RefSeq, a predicted model, not a curated record